CCCGUGUGCUUGUGUGUUUGUGUGCGCGCGGUUGUGAAGUUGUUUUGAAUGGAUACAGUAGCGUGUAUGUGUGUGUCUGUGUGUGUGUGUAUUUGUUCCGCAGCGAUCCUGCUCUAACUAGGCCUGACUCCACAGUCUUCAUCACUCUUCCUCACUGACCUGACUCCACAGUCUUCAUCACUCUUCCUCACUGACCUGACUCCACAGUCUUCAUCACUCUUCCUCACUGACCUGACUCCACAGUCUUCAUCACUCCUGCUCACCUCCUCCUGCUCAGGCAUGUCUCAGGACAGCCAACAUGGCAGGUGGACCAUCUCCAGCAGUGAUGAUGAUGGAGACGAUCAUCUUCCUCCUUCUGGGAUAAAGAGUGAGGACUCCCCUGGUCCGCCUCCGGUGGCCCCGGCUCCGGCUCCGGCUCCGGCUCCGGCUCCGGCCCCGGUGAAACCAGAACCGGAGUCCCAGCAGGCAAGGAAUGAGACGAGAGGUCGUCCAGGGGGGAAGAGAAGGAAGGACGCUGAAGACAGCGCGGGCUGGACGCUGUCAGACAGCGAGGAUGAUGACGGGGGGGUGAAGAGUGUCAGGAACCCCCCAAACACGGCUCCUGCUGGCCCCAAAGCAAAGACGGCGAAGGCAGAGAAGGAGCGGCCCCCCAGUCCCCACGGCCGGCUCUACUACCUGGACGAGCCCCAGGACUUCUUCGAGUCGCGCCUCCCCAGUCUGAACCACACCUACCGCUUCUACCUGAACAAGGUGACCGGGCUGGAGCGCCGCUACAACCGCGGAGCGCUGCACAUCAGAGACAUCCUGUCUCCAUUUUUCGGGACCCUGAAAGAAUCUGUCCAGUUCAACUACUGCUUUGACAUUUCCUGGAUGGUUGAGCAGUACCCUCCAGAGUUCAGAGAUCGUCCCGUCCUGAUCGUCCAUGGAGACAAGAGGGAGGCCAAAGCCCGUCUGGUCCAGCAGGCUCAGCCUUUCCCACAUGUUCGCCUCUGCCAGGCGCCGCUGGACAUCGCGUUCGGAACUCACCACACGAAGAUGAUGCUGCUGUGGUACGAGGAAGGCUUCAGAGUCAUCAUCCUCACUUCUAACCUGAUCCGAGCAGACUGGUACCAGAAGACUCAGGGGAUGUGGAUGAGCCCGCUGUUUCCACGGUUACCGGAGGGAUGCAGUGCCUCUGCAGGCGAGUCGCCCACCUUCUUUAAGAGGGACCUGCUGGAGUACCUGUCCUCGUACCGAGCGCCAGACCUGCAGGCCUGGAUCCAGAGGGUCUCAGACCACGACCUGUCUGAGGCCAGGGUGUUUUUAGUGGCGUCCACCCCUGGGAGGUACGUGGGGGCCGACAUGGAGCGCUGGGGCCACCUGAGGCUGCGGAAGCUGCUGUCCCAGCACACUGACCCUGUUCCCGGGGACGAGGAGUGGCCUGUGAUUGGCCAGUUUUCCAGCAUUGGCUCCAUGGGCCUGGAUAAGAGCAAAUGGCUAGAGGGGGAGUUUCAGCGUACCCUGAGCACUCUGGGAAGGUCUUCUCCUCGCUCUAACCCCCCCAUGCAUCUGCUGUAUCCAUCAGUGGAAGAUGUGAGGACAAGUUUAGAAGGUUACCCAGCCGGAGGCUCUCUCCCCUACAGCAUCCAGACGGCCCAGAAACAGCUCUGGCUGCACCAGUACUUCCACCGCUGGAAGGCCAGUAGCACUGGGAGGAGUCAGGCUAUGCCGCAUAUCAAGACGUACAUGCGGGCGUCUCCAGAUUUCUCUCAGCUGGCCUGGUUCCUGGUCACCAGUGCUAAUCUGUCCAAGGCAGCAUGGGGCGCUCUGGAGAAGAACCAGACUCAACUGAUGGUCCGGUCCUUCGAGCUGGGCGUCCUGUUUGUCCCCUCUGUCUUUAACAUGAAGAGCUUCCCUGUAGACACGGAUCCCUUCCCUGUGUCGUCCUCCUCCUCAUCCUCAUCUGGAUUUCCGGUGCCCUUUGACCUCCCCCCGACCUGCUACUCUCCUAAAGAUCAGCCCUGGAUCUGGAACAUUCCCUACAGCCAGGCCCCCGACACACACGGCAACGUGUGGGUCCCCUCCUGAACACACACACACACACACACACACACACACACACACACACACACACACACACACACACACACGACGUGUGGGUCCCCUCCUGGACACACACUCCUCCCUCUCAUUGGAAAGGCCUGCUCUGCUUUAUGAAGUUUUGUGUAGUUGUGUAGUUUUUGUAGUGUGUAGUUUGACGUACUGUUUUGUGGCGAUACUGUUAUUUUUCAGUCACUUUGUUUUCUGUUUUUUUAUUGUACAGUAGAUUGACAUGUUUCCCAUCAAUAAACCAACCACUUUCUA
Messenger RNA from Salarias fasciatus (jewelled blenny), 2343 nucleotides. RefSeq names its product tyrosyl-DNA phosphodiesterase 1 (gene tdp1). Gene Ontology annotation, cellular component: nucleus. Bases 280 to 2067 code for a protein of 595 amino acids. Gene Ontology annotation, biological process: DNA repair. The record is from RefSeq and is a predicted model, not a curated record. The transcript has 16 exons. NCBI's taxonomy places the organism in Eukaryota, Metazoa, Chordata, Actinopteri, Blenniiformes, Blenniidae. Gene Ontology annotation, molecular function: single-stranded DNA binding; 3'-tyrosyl-DNA phosphodiesterase activity; double-stranded DNA binding.